Leptomonas pyrrhocoris is the source of this 1782-nucleotide messenger RNA. RefSeq names its product putative RING finger protein. Gene Ontology annotation, molecular function: ubiquitin conjugating enzyme binding; zinc ion binding; ubiquitin protein ligase activity. Lineage: Eukaryota; Euglenozoa; Kinetoplastea; Trypanosomatida; Trypanosomatidae. The coding region runs from base 340 to 1782 and encodes 480 amino acids. Gene Ontology annotation, biological process: positive regulation of proteasomal ubiquitin-dependent protein catabolic process; ubiquitin-dependent protein catabolic process; protein polyubiquitination. Gene Ontology annotation, cellular component: cytoplasm; ubiquitin ligase complex. The record is from RefSeq and is a predicted model, not a curated record. The transcript has a single exon.
GGAGCACCAAGCCUCUUCAUUGCGCUUGCAAAUUUACCCCACACGUCUCAUAUAUAUAUAUUUAUUGAACCGGCCCCCGUGUCUGCUCGAUAGCGGUUCAUUCCGCUUCCACUCUCGACACCGUGAGUUAGAACCCUACACAAGAACUCCUCGACGGCAAUUUUCAAUGCUACUGCAGAAACACCAACUUUUCGGAUACCUAUGGAUAUUGCGAGUGUUAUUUUGAAUCCAACUUCAUUACAAAGUCGUAAUCGUUUGCUACCUCGGCCCAUCCGUAUUUAGAGAAAGAAAUUAAGCUAUCAAAAGCAGAAGAAGAAGCGAAACAAAUUAGAUAUUAAAAUGUACGACUAUGACGACGACGACUACGACGACGACGACGGCUACACCUACGAGGAUGCCGUGCCCGACAGGAAAGGCGAGGCGCGUACGAUGGCGAUGAAAGAGGUGCUCGAGAUGCAGGCCGCCGUGGUGGACGAGGUGGCGCGCAUCACCUGCCUUUCUGCCAGUGCAGCUACGCUGCUUUUAGACGAUUGUUUCUGGUCAAGAGAUGUUGCACUGGAGCGUUACGUGGAGAACCCCGAAGCGGUGCUGCGGAAGCUGCGCCUCACCCCGGAAAGUGCGUCGCACGAGAACACGCUGCGCAGCGGCCCGCCAGGGACGCGGAUUGUGUGUGAGAUCUGUGCGCUGGACUACGCAUCGGACGAGGUGUCCUGCCUCUCGUCGUGCGGGCACUACUUCUGCAAGGAGUGCUGGCAGGACCACAUCAAAGCGCACGUGCACAGCAACCUCCUCGCCACCCACUGUCCUGCGCUGCACUGUGAGGAAGUGGUAGGCAUCCGCUGCAUGAUGCAGCUGCUCGACGACGGCAGCGACAAGGCAACAUCUGUCAUGACCGAAGUCUACCGCGAGUACCUCUCGCGAUUUGUGCAUGCCAGUCCCUCGCUGUACUGGUGUCCCAACCCGGUGGGGUGCACUGGAAUUAUUCACGUCGAGGUGCCCCCAUUGCAGGGCCAGGGCGUCACCUGCGAUGUGUGCCACAGAGCAUUUUGUCUACGCUGCGCCAGCGAGCCGCACCGACCGGCGACGUGCGACAACAUGCGCAGAUGGCGCCAGUACUGCACCGCGGAAGGGUUGAGCAUGGCUCUCAUUCUGGUCAAGAUGAAGCGCUGCUCGAAGUGUCAUAAGGAUAUUGAAAAGAACGGCGGCUGCAACCACAUGACGUGCAAGUGCGGACAUCAAUUCUGCUGGGUCUGCGGACACGACUGGAGCUCGCACACCGGUGACUACUACUCCUGCAAGAACGCGAGCGCGGCGUCGUCCACGGAUGACAGUGACGGCGUCCGCCAGAGUAAGCGCUUUCUGUAUCACUUCGAACGUUACACCCUGCACCUUGACAGCGCGAAGCGAGAUGCGACGUUCAUCGACACCUACGCCGUCGACAACACGGCGACGAUUACGCAGCAGCCGUCACACAACGUCGGCGCCGUUCUCCCUCGGCCGGAUUGCGGCAUCAACGCGCUGGAGGUGAUGACACUCAUCAAGAACACCUUAAUGACGGCCCGAUCAGUCAUUGCGCACGCGUAUGUGCAGAUGUACUAUUUGGACGACAAGUCAAGAGAGGCAAGCAUGAUGGCGCAUCGCGUCGGCAAGCUGGAGGAGACGACGGAGCAGCUGUCUGGCAACAUGAUCGACUAUCUGCGUCUCUCCAAAUCCAACCCGGGGCCGCUGCUGGAUACCGUUCACAUGGUGGACAACUGGCAGAAGGUCAUCUGCGAGGCGUAA